Messenger RNA from Macrosteles quadrilineatus (aster leafhopper), 1740 nucleotides. Its product is annotated as hormonally up-regulated neu tumor-associated kinase-like. The transcript has a single exon. NCBI's taxonomy places the organism in Eukaryota, Metazoa, Arthropoda, Insecta, Hemiptera, Cicadellidae. Gene Ontology annotation, biological process: intracellular signal transduction; protein phosphorylation. The record is from RefSeq and is a predicted model, not a curated record. Gene Ontology annotation, cellular component: cytoplasm. Gene Ontology annotation, molecular function: protein serine/threonine kinase activity; ATP binding. The coding region runs from base 90 to 1619 and encodes 509 amino acids.
CAUACUCUUUUAAAAGAGUUUAAGUAUUCUACAAACUUACUUGAGUUUUAUAAGAAUUUAUUUUGAUCCAAUUUUAAAACUUAGUUAGCAUGACAAAAACAAUUUUGAACUCUCCCCCAGUCAAUUUAGUGGAGGCAAAGUUAGUUCAGGUGGGAAACUAUAAGUUCACUGGGAAGGUUCUUGGUAAGGGAUCGUUUGCAGUUGUCAGAGAAGCUGUUCAUGUGCCAUUGAAUGUUUACGUAUCUGUAAAAGUUAUGGACCUGACAAAAUGCAACACCUAUAUGCUUAAAAACCAUCUCAGGGAAGCUAAUAUUCUUCAAAGUUUAAACCAUCCUUUUGUACUGACGCUUUUUGAGACAAUGACAUACCAUAAUAUAUACUAUGUGGUUACUGAGAUAAUCCAGGGAGGAAAUCUGUGUGACUUUGUUCAACAAAAGAAAGGGAAAAUAGAUGAAACUACCACAAGAAGAUUCAGCCGGCAGAUUGCAUCAGCUUUGCAAUACUUACAUACGAGAGGUAUUGUCCAUAGAGACUUGAAGUUGGAGAACGUCAUGUUGGAUGCUGGGAAGAGAAAUGUUAAGCUUGUAGAUUUUGGUUUAACCAACACUUGGUCUCUGGACUCUCCACUCAAGACACUCUGCGGUUCGCCGGAGUAUUGCGCUCCAGAACUAUUUUUACGAGGCACCAAGUACGGCCCAGAGGUGGACAUGUGGGCAUUCGGAGUAAUUAUGUUUGCGUUGGCUGCUGGAAAGCUACCAUUUCCCUGUCUUUCUAAUAUAUUGAAAACACCAGAAAAGAGAGGACAGUUUAUACAAAUUAUUUACAAAGGGUUAUCUGAAGCUAACAUUAAAUUGAUAAAACAUUAUUCUCUCGAUUUUAUUCCGUUGAUCAAAGGGCUUAUGAAUCCUCGUUGGGAAGAACGACUGACGAUAAACAGUAUCUUCCGCGAUCCUUGGAUAACCAACAAGGGUCAUUGGGUGGACGUACCGCACGAAUUACUUGAUAGUAAUGAUGAGGAGAACAUUAUCCGACAGUUGAGCUUCAAGUUGAAAACAUCACCGGAAAGGGUUAAAGCAGAAUUGAAAUUACAGCCAACAGGUGAAACAGCAGGUUAUUUCAAUAUCAUGAAACUCAAAGAAAUGCUGAAAAGACAUAAGCCAAUGUUUACUGUUAAGUUUGAUAUUUCUCAAAGCAAUUCGUUCAUUGAAAGUUCUUUUCCAAAGAAACAUUGCUCUAAGCAAACCCUAGAUGGUCCAAAAGUCUCACUGUUGGGAAAUGCAAUGAAACUUAAUGAAGUUAUAUUUAAAGACAAAUACUUUCAAAGAAGAGUAUUGACACCUUCAUCAACAACAACAAAUGAAUCCAGUAAAGGGAGAGCUGACGGUUUAGGGAGAGAAGCAAAAGUUGUCCUGCCAAAAAUUAAAUCCUUAAAUUCUAAUUGUUCGACCCCAUUAUCUACUCUUAGCAGUGAGAAAAGGACAAGAAAUAAAUUGGUUAAAGUAAACACUGCAUUGAGGAAAAGUUUAACGAUAGGAAAUGUAAUACUACCUUCCAAAUUAGAUGUAACACCUAGUGCAAAGUCUCUUUUUAAGCAAAAACAAACGUGUCAAAAAGUUUAGUUUCAAAUUAAUUGAGAUUGUAAACCCUUGUAUGGAAAUAGCCUAAGCCGGUGCAGCUUAAUGACAGUGUUCUGUCGUGGUUACAAAAUGAAAGGAUAAUAAACUACCAUUGAAAUAUUCA